AGUGAUCACAGAUCAGGAUGCGGUUCUACGGUUAUACUCUAUUGGCUCUCAGCUGUCUCGUGGCUUUUUCGGCCUCCACACCAGCCCUAUUGGCGCCGAUUCGGAAUUUCGCCUCGAAUGGAACCCAAGCUGCGCCCAGUAACUUUGCCUUGGAGCUGAGAGGAGUCAUCCGCCAGGUGCCAGUGGGUCAGCUCGAGAAGCUGGUCCAGACUUAUUUGCUGAACGAUGUUCAGUUCCAGGGCUUGAUUAGAGUUGUUAACUCCAUGCCAGCCUAUCGAUUCAUCCGGCAAUUCGGCAACCAGCCGGAGGUGCGUCAGCUGCAGCAGUGGGUCACCCAGCAGUUGGUUCUGUCUGGCGGUUCCCCCAAGAUCUUCGAGUACCUGGAGCUGGAGAUUAAAAUCUUCAACAAGUAUCCCUACUGGUCGCAGAUAGUCAAUGGCAUCCAGGGAUUCCAGCAGGAGUUUGUGGCUAUCUAUCCCGUGCAACUGAUACGUUCUCUUCUGGAACCAAGUUCCACCCAGACGAGUCCUCUUUUGUCUGAACUUUGGCGUCGUCUGGUGGCCUUGCGUCCGGUUUAUGAGAGGGUCAUAGCCUCGCCGCCGGGAAAGACCAUCACUGGGGAACUACAGAGAUUGGGCCUGGAUGUGAACGGUUUGGAUGCGCUCAUACGCUAUCAAUUCGGCUGGAGCAAUGCCACUUGGGGUGCGCCCUCGUAUGACUAUUCGGAUUACCUGUAUUACUAGAAAGGAUAUAGGUGAAGUCGGGGAAAAGGAUUACUAGAAGGACUACGAAACUCGAAAAGAACGAACAUAAAUAUAUACAAUACAAUAUCAAUACAUAUCAGUAAAAGCAAUACAGAACA
Messenger RNA from Drosophila kikkawai, 862 nucleotides. RefSeq names its product materazzi (gene mat). The record is from RefSeq and is a predicted model, not a curated record. Lineage: Eukaryota; Metazoa; Arthropoda; Insecta; Diptera; Drosophilidae.